Suillus clintonianus is the source of this 2169-nucleotide messenger RNA. RefSeq lists its product as uncharacterized. Lineage: Eukaryota; Fungi; Basidiomycota; Agaricomycetes; Boletales; Suillaceae. The record is from RefSeq and is a predicted model, not a curated record. The transcript has 4 exons. Bases 1 to 2169 code for a protein of 722 amino acids.
AUGCCUCCGUUUAAACCCCCUGUCAACCACACGACACCCCAAAGCACAUCCGCUGGACCACGAUUGGCACCUGGUGUGAGGAAACGAAAGCCGGACGGUGCAUCAAACACGACUGCAGCAAAACGAGCACGUCAAGUGGAAGCCACACGAUCGAAUGUACUGCGGGACUCACCAUUUCUCGAUCCAUUUCAUCCUGCAGCAGCACCAUACACUUUUGAGCCCGAGAUGAGUGUAGCAGAGUCCGAAGAGCUUACCAGACAAUUGCAGCACCAAGAGCUUGCGACUGCAACAGAAGGAUCGAGAGAGAUGGGAAGACCGGGAGAUGGUUUUGAGUUAGGAGAUGCUGCGGAUGCUGACGAGGACGAGUACGAUUCGGACGCACCCAUAGACCCAAUUCUUCGCAACGAUAGUCAGCAUAGGCAGCACGAACAACAAGACUUCAUACCUGCUUCAGAAGACAAUAGAAAGCAGCCCAGUAGCUCCUCUCUAAUGUCUCCCAUAUCCUUGACACGCCCUCGACCACAGGUAAAUCCAGCCCAGCCAUUCAUUCCGUCAGGGCGAACAUCAACUGCAGCAGCCUCUCGUGCCCCAUCUGCAACUCCGUCUCGACCAACAUCGGCAGUGCCAUCUAUGCGGGGGUCCACACCACUUUCUGAUGCGUUCGGCAGCCGUCGUACCUUGGCCACUCCAGCAAGUAGCGUCUUCAAACCAACGCAGCGUCGGCACCCAGUGCAACCUUCAAAGACAUCUCAGGCAACUGCGAACCAGUCAUUUCGAACACCUGACUUACCUCUAGCUCGGAGAGCUGGCUUUUCAACAGCAAGUGACUCUGUGCAGCGCCAUCCAGGAGGUCCUCCAAAACAAGCAUCUGCAAAUACUGCUGCGAGAGCUCCCAGUACUGCAUUCUCCGAUAAAUUGGCCGAUCUCGAUGCUCUUGUCCAGAAUCUUGCGAGCAGCAUGGAGCGAUUAACGGUGCAAUCUAGAACUUCCGCAGGACUCGAAACUCAACUUCACUCCGUAGUCGAGCAGAAUGAAGUCUUGCGAGAGAUGGUCAAGGAACAUCGUGCCGAGAUCGAUGAGCUCAAGAGUACUGUUAACGCGCAGGGUACCUCAUUGGACGAACUUCUCACUUUGAUCAAUGACCAUCGCAGCUUGGAUACUCUCGGUCCAUCCACCAAAUCUGUCGACAAGGCAACAAAAGCUGUGCGCGACAAUGUUUUCAAUGCUGCUGUCAGACACACAUUUCUGCACGCCAUGGGUAUAUCAGAUUCAAAACAGGCUGCAACACUGGAGCCACUCGAGCAAGAUACCUUCUGGCUAGAAUGUGCGACACGAGGAGCGGCAGUUCUCCGCCCCAACUUUGGGGGUUCAUGGACAGAAAACGUCGACUGGAGGGAAGAUAUGAUCCGAUAUGUUCGACUAAAGGCCUGCGAGGUGUAUGGUCAGCUGCGCGAAGAGCAUCUGAAUAAAAAGAGCAAUGCCGACAUCACAAGACAGUUGAAGGAAGUCUUCGAAAACACGAGGGAUGCCAUUAAGAAGGGAGGGAAAGGGUCAGAUGCCGUGGAAGCAAGGAAUCGGAAACAGCGACAGCAUGCUAGAAAAACUCGUAAAAACAAUGAGCGUGCGGAUAGAGAAGUGCGUAAGGAAACGAACACCGACAGUCCAGAGUGGGACUGGUUUUACCAAGCCUGCUAUCAGUCUACUGACGAGUCGGAUUCUGGUGGCGGAACAACCAUGCGAUCAUUAGAAUUUGAUUCAGAUACAGAAGACGCACCUCGCGCACCCAAGAAAUCUGGAAAGUCGAAGAAUCCAGACGCCACCUGGACCUCUCGGCCUCCGACAUAUCGAGAUGCACUGAUCAAUGAAAAAAUUGACCUUAUGAAUACCCUGGUCAGCAAUAGACGUGCGGAACGGGGUGGAAGGAAUUUCAGCGUCCCUGUUGUUAGAGGUGAACCGCGUGAAAAGGACCUCCCUCGGCCUGGCAACAAUAAACCAAAGAUUCUGCGAACGUUCGUCAGCGCAGAGUGGCUUGCUGAUCAUCAAGAACAAGACACACCUACUCGGAUUUGCUGGUUAAAUCAAUCAGAGCAGAACAUUCAAGGCCAAUUUGCUGACGACGGAGAUCAAGCACGCAACUUAACUAUGGGCACAAACGGUAAAUUGUUUUGA